Brenthis ino (lesser marbled fritillary) is the source of this 1692-nucleotide messenger RNA. NCBI's taxonomy places the organism in Eukaryota, Metazoa, Arthropoda, Insecta, Lepidoptera, Nymphalidae. The record is from the annotation of a GenBank genome assembly.
AUGUCAAAGAAGGGAACGUCAUUUACUCUCCAAUUUUAUCAUAAGUAUCGAUUAAAGAGUUCGAUUUUGAAUUCAGAUAUAGAAGAUAAGAAAGCUAUCUACAACAAAAUGGUGCAAUCAGAGACUCAGGAGCCCAUCGAAGGUGAUACAGCAACCAGCAAGAAGGCGGCCAAGAAAGCCGCUAAAGCUGCAGAAAAACAACAGAAAAAAGCCGACAGUAGGGCCGCCACUGCACCUGAAGCACCUGAACCAGAUGUAUCUGAAGGCAAAUAUGGCAAUCUCAAGAUGAUCCAAUCGUCGGGGGAGAAUAGGGAGAGAUUGUAUACCGACGUGAAGGACCUAGGUGUUGCAUUGCAUGGCAAAAAUGUGUGGGUUCGAGCACGUCUUCAAACAUCCCGUGCCAAAGGAAAACAAUGUUUCGCAGUACUUCGUCAGAGCUCUAGCACUGUACAACUCUUGGUCAGUGUGAAUGAAAAUGUUAGCAAGCAGAUGGUCAAGUUUACUGGAAACAUUACAAAAGAGUCUAUAAUCGACGUGAACGCGACAGUAGUGAAGACGGCGUCCCCGGUCGAGUCCUGCACAAUACAAAAUGUGGAACUGUCAGGGCUCCAAGUGUGGCUCGUGUCGGGGGCGAAGUCCCAAUUGCCGUUGCAAGUGGAAGAUGCGGCUAGGCCCGAGAGUGAUGACCCAGAAGCACUCAAGAUAAGAGUGAACCAAGACACGAGACUCGAUAACCGCGUGCUUGACCUGCGCACGCCCGCAAACCAGGCAGUGUUCCGGAUCGAGGCCGGCGUGUGUCGCCUUUUCCGUGAUAUACUUACUAAACAAGGUUUCGUAGAAAUCCACACACCGAAGAUCAUAUCGGCAGCCUCCGAAGGCGGUGCUAAUGUGUUCACAGUUUCGUAUUUCAAGACAUCUGCUUAUCUCGCCCAAAGUCCUCAGUUGUACAAGCAGAUGGCUAUCGCGGCCGAUUUUGAUAAGGUGUUCACUGUGGGGGCGGUGUUUCGAGCUGAAGAUUCUAACACUCAUAGGCAUUUGACAGAAUUCGUGGGCCUCGACCUUGAGAUGUCCUUUAAACACCAUUACCACGAGGUGUUGGACACCAUCGCUCAAACUUUCACCGAUAUGUUCCGGGGGCUGAGGGAUCAAUUUGCGGCAGAAAUAGCGACUGUGGGCCAACAGUACAAGGUGGAACCGUUUAAGUUCCUCGACCCGCCCCUCCGCUUAGAGUUCCCUCAAGCAAUACAACUGUUGAAAGAGGCUGGUGUGACGGUAGGUGAAGAAGAUGACCUGUCGACCCCAGAUGAGAAGCUUCUAGGUCGUCUGGUGAGGGCCAAAUACGACACGGACUUCUAUAUUUUGGACAAAUAUCCACUCGCAGUGAGACCAUUCUACACGAUGCCUGAUCCCAAUAACCCGAAAGCUUCAAACUCGUACGACAUGUUCAUGCGAGGUGAAGAAAUAUUGAGUGGCGCUCAGAGAAUACACGACCCGGAGUUUCUCACUGAGAGGGCGAAACAUCAUGGCAUUGAUAUCAGCAAAAUAGCUGCGUAUAUCGAGUCGUUCAGGCUUGGCUGUCCUCCUCACGCUGGUGGCGGCAUAGGUCUAGAACGGGUGGUGAUGUUGUACCUAGGUCUAGAUAAUAUUCGCAAGACCUCAAUGUUCCCCAGAGACCCAAAACGAAUUACUCCC